Molecule: messenger RNA, 2543 nt
Organism: Suricata suricatta (meerkat)
Lineage: Eukaryota; Metazoa; Chordata; Mammalia; Carnivora; Herpestidae
Gene: ABHD15
Product: abhydrolase domain containing 15
Exons: 5
Coding region: 1-1530 (509 amino acids)
Molecular function (GO): short-chain carboxylesterase activity; monoacylglycerol lipase activity
Source: RefSeq, a predicted model, not a curated record
AUGCUCAUCCCCAAGUCCGGAUCCUCGGUCUCCGAGUCUCCACACUCUGCCGCCAAAACCCACUCCUCGCUUGUCGCAAUUGCUGUACAAAGGGCCAGGGGCGGGAGUCGGGGGCGGGCGAGGGGAGCCAGGACCGAACUGGCUGCCUCUGCCCGGCCACGGCCAAUCCGGAGCGCCCAGCCCCCACCCCCACCCCCACCCCCGCACCCCCCCCCCGCGCAGGAGAGCCUGCGGCAGCUGCCAGUGGCCAAGCGGAGCCGCGGGCAGAGCGGGGAGCUAGCCGAGGGGACGGCCCCGCUGCCUUCCAGCUGCCACCCGCCGAGGGCUCUCCCGCCUCGCCAUGCCGCCCCGUCGGCGUUGGCCCAGUGCCUGCUGAGCGCCUUGCGACGUUCAGCAGCUUUGGAGCCCCGCCCGCGCUCCUGGCUCUCCGGGCCCCACCUGCAGACCCUCUGCCACUUUGUGCUGCCGGUGGGGCCGGGGCCUGAACUGGCCCGGGAGUACCUGCAGUUGGCGGACGAUGGGCUGGUGGCCCUGGACUGGGUCGUGGGACCUUGCCCCCGGGGCCGGCGGGUCACCAAUGCCGGGGGCCUUCCCGCGGUGCUGCUGGUGAUCCCCAAUGCAUGGGGGCGCCUCACUCGCAACGUGCUCGGCCUCUGCCUGCUCGCCCUGGAGCGCGGCUACUACCCAGUCAUCUUCCACCGCCGCGGCCACCACGGCUGCCCGCUGGUCAGCCCUCGGCUGCAGCCUUUCGGGGACCCGUCCGACCUCAAGGAGGCGGUCACUUACAUCCGCUUCCGACACCCGGCGGCCCCUCUGUUCGCGGUGAGCGAGGGCUCGGGCUCAGCGCUUCUGCUGUCCUACCUGGGCGAGUGUGGCUCCUCCAGCUAUGUGACCGGCGCCGCCUGCAUCUCGCCCGUGCUACGCUGCCGCGAGUGGUUUGAGGCCGGCCUGCCCUGGCCCUACGAGCGGGGCUUUCUACUCCAGCAGAAGAUCGCCCUCAGCAGGUACGCCUCGGCCCUGCAGGACACAGUGGAUACUCACAAACUGUUCCAGAGCCGCUCUCUGCAAGAGUUUGAGGAGACCCUCUUCUGCCACACCAAGAGUUUCCCCAUCAGCUGGGACACCUAUUGGGACCACAACGACCCCCUCCGGGAUGUGGACGAGGCCGCCGUGCCCGUGCUGUGCAUCUGUAGCGCUGAUGACCCCGUGUGUGGGCCUCCAGACCACUUUCUGCCCACCGAACUCUUUCACAGCAACCCCUACUUCUUCCUCCUGCUUAGUCACCAUGGAGGCCACUGCGGCUUCCUGCGCCAGGAGCCCUUGCCAGCCUGGAGCCAUGAGGUCAUCUUGGAGUACUUCCGGGCCUUGACUGAGUUCUUCCGAACGGAAGAGAGGAUGAAGGGGCUGAGCAGGCGCCGAGCUUCAUUCCUAGGGGGCCGCCGUCGCUGGGGAACCCCGCAGAAGCGGGAGGUCUCUCCCUCCUCCCAUCUGGAGAAGAUCUUUAGCUGGAGGCGAUCGUACACAAGGUAAAUAGCAAAAGUAAAAAUAAAAACCAACCCUGGCAUUUGCACAAAUGAUGCAAAUGGAGCGAUGUGGCCUGUAAGGUAAGGUGUUAGUAGAAAGGAAGAGAGAAGUGAAGAAAGUUCAGAGAAAACGAUGUAUUAACUUUUCUUCUUAAAAAGUUCUAUAUGUGCAAAAAAAUCAUGCUGGUUGAGGAAAACAAAGGGAAAUGAGUAUAUAAAACUAAAAACAUAAAUAAUAUGUUUGGAUGACCGGUGAAAGCAGAAACCAACCUGGGUUACAAAAAGGAUUAUACAUUCAAGAUGCUCUUAAACCCAGUGGGAUAACUUAUGUUAAAACUGUGUUAAUAGUCACGUUAAAAAUCUCAAGUUUGUUUUUAAAUCUUCACAAUACAAGCAAAGCUGUUUUAAAAUAUACACUAUACAUAUUUCUCAAAGUCUCUCCAACCUCAUUAAUGCGCAUUAGGCUAUCUUUUUCAUAUACUAAAACAAGGGGGUUCUGAAAGCUAGGUUGCUCAGAGUAACCCAUCCAUUAUUUAAAUGUUCGUCUUAAGUUUUAAAUGGGUUAAAAAGUUUAGCAGACUUACAUAAAUAGGAUUUAGCAACACAAGUGUUAGUUUAAAAAACUCCAAAGCAUUUACAAAUUAUCUGGUUGGAACAGUCUGGGAAAGGUAUGUGCACUAUUACUUUAAGAUGUUAUUUACAUCAGACCAUUGCUUUUGUAAAAAUUUCUCUAAAAGAUAAAGAGCAAAACUCAAUAAAUUUGGAGAAUUAACCUAUUCUCCACAGGAGGAUCAUAAAAGGCAAGGUAAAAUACGAACAAAAUUAUCUUCUAAUAGAAACCCCACAUAUCCUCUCCACUUGGAUUCUGCCCUAUGAAACUACCUGCAACUCCUAAUAGGCUCGUAUACCAAGUGUCAAGAUAAUGUGGUAAAAUAUCUUGUCAGAUAAAUUACUGGCCUCAAGUGGACUUUAAAAAAAAAAUUCUUCCACCUUGUGUCUCUGGCUUGGAUUUUAGGACAC